AGGUACCUAGGUUCCAUUGGAUACCCCUCACAGCAAAACUUUAGUGGUUUUUUUCUUUCUUUUUUUCUUCUGUCCCUAUUAUUACACAUCAAUAUAUGCACCUCGCUUCCUCUUAAAAUGGCUAGCGACGAUAUUUCGAGUUCGAUAGAUCCUUCUAUCAUUUCAUAUCUCAAGGCACACGGCGAGGAGGAAAUUGAGGUUGGAGACAAGCUCCACCAUAUCGUCGCAUCUCUAAAUCGCCACACAUCAACUUGCCAGGGUUUUCUUAGCCGCAUCCACUCCACGCCCAGCUCUAAGCUGCUGCCACUCCUGAAGCAGGUGGAGGAUGAUGGCAUCAAGCCCGAGAUUAAGAGUAUCGGAGAGCUAGCCCAGUUCACCUCAGACUACCCUUACUACAAGUAUAAUGGCAAAUGGACUCGUAGUGUUCAAAAUGUUGUAGCCACCAUCUUGUUAAGCGGCUGGUUGGGUGGUUUGGGGACAGAGGCUCGUCCAAGUCAGCUCGGUCGCCUUCUCACAAUAGAAGAGGUUGGUCAAAUUCUCGAAGUGCCUGUCAAUCUCAAGGAUAAAGAUGCGUUUCAUGUUACCGUUGAGGAAUACAUUUUAGCCUUGACGGAUAUCACAGAGGAGCUCAGUCGCUUAGCAAUGAACUCGGUGACUAUGGGUGAUAUUGACUUGACCGUUCGCAUCAGCAACUUCAUCAAGGAUCUGUUCGCCGGAUUUCAACUACUCAACCUAAAGAAUGAUGUCGUCCGAAGGAGAGUCGAUGCUGUCAAAUAUCACGUCAAGAAGGUCGAGGAUGUUAUUUAUGAUUUAUCCCUUCGUAACCUCAUUCCUGGGCAGGAGAGUAGCUCCUAAUUCGACCUGGAACAGCAAGUAAAUUUGCUAGACAUCCAUGGACGUGGUUAUGUUUGGCCAUAUGGAGGGCCACACAGAUGCCUAGUAUAUACCUAGUAGGCAGUAUAUAUAGGUUAGCGAUCAUACCCACGUACUUGUUCAAAGAAACAACUGGGCAGCCUCAAAAAUUUCGAUAAACCGG
Molecule: messenger RNA, 1036 nt
Organism: Annulohypoxylon maeteangense
Lineage: Eukaryota; Fungi; Ascomycota; Sordariomycetes; Xylariales; Hypoxylaceae
Product: Translin
Exons: 4
Coding region: 118-855 (245 amino acids)
Biological process (GO): RNA metabolic process
Cellular component (GO): cytoplasm; nucleus
Molecular function (GO): sequence-specific DNA binding; RNA binding; single-stranded DNA binding
Source: RefSeq, a predicted model, not a curated record